AUGGGGUCGCAAAUCGACUCGCAAGACGAGUUCACGGUGCUCGUCACCGGCUUCGGCCCCUUCAAGGUCCAAUACCCCGUGAACCCCUCGUGGGAAAUCGCCCACUCGCUGCCCUCCUACCUCCCGCCCCUCCGCGCCAAGAACCCCAAAGACCACCACUCGACGACGACGACGACGACGACGACGACGACGACGACAACCUCGCAAUCCCGCCCGCUGCCCCCCGUCCGCAUCCUCGUCCACCCGGAAGCCGUCCGCGUAAACUACCAGACCGUCCGCGCCCUCGUCCCCCGGCUCUGGGACCCCGCCGCGCACCCGCGCAUCGACGCCGCCGUGCACAUCGGCAUGGCCGGCCCCCGCCUCUUCUACUCCAUCGAGCGCCGCGGCCACCGCGACGGCUACGCCUUCCCGGACGUCGACGGGAACCGGCUCGAGGACGACGAGCGCCGGAAGCUGGAGGGCGAGGACUGGGUCUGGCACGGCUGCCCCGACGAGAUCCUCACGCACCUGGACGUGGAGGACGUGUUGGGGCGGUGGAAGUCGCACAGCCCGGACCGUUCCGACCUACGCAUAUCCGAGGACGCGGGCCACUACCUCUGCGACUUCAUCUACUUCUCGAGCCUGGCGCACCUCUGGAAGCAGCACGAGCACCGCAGGGUCGUCUUCCUGCACGUCCCCUCCGACGCCUCCGAGGAGGCCGUCGCCACCGGCACGGAGCUGACGAUCCAGCUCAUCCGCUCCAUCGCCGAGAGCGAGCUCGCGAAGCGCAGGGAGAAGGCCGAGGAGGGUCAGGUUGACGAGACGGAUAAGAUCGCCGUCGAGCUGCGCGUGUGA
Molecule: messenger RNA, 834 nt
Organism: Colletotrichum karsti
Lineage: Eukaryota; Fungi; Ascomycota; Sordariomycetes; Glomerellales; Glomerellaceae
Exons: 3
Coding region: 1-834 (277 amino acids)
Biological process (GO): proteolysis
Cellular component (GO): cytosol
Molecular function (GO): pyroglutamyl-peptidase activity
Source: RefSeq, a predicted model, not a curated record